Molecule: messenger RNA, 1029 nt
Organism: Glarea lozoyensis ATCC 20868
Lineage: Eukaryota; Fungi; Ascomycota; Leotiomycetes; Helotiales; Helotiaceae
Product: RNA-binding, RBD
Exons: 6
Coding region: 1-1029 (342 amino acids)
Biological process (GO): mRNA export from nucleus
Cellular component (GO): nucleus
Molecular function (GO): mRNA binding
Source: RefSeq, a predicted model, not a curated record
AUGUCGGGAAAACUCGAUCAAUCCCUCGAUGAGAUCCUCUCUUCCACACGUCGCACCGCUGGCCGUGGAGGUAAAACCGCAGUCGCACGCCGUCGAAGUCGUACUUCCAAGCCAGCCGUUCCUGCUCCGGUCGGAGGCGUAAAGAAGAAUGCAAGGGGCGCAAAGGCUGCCGUAAAGCCUGUUCCAACAGGCCCAUCAGGAGGAAAUGGAGAAAGUAAAAUUAUGGUCAGCAAUCUGCCUAAGGAUGUUACCGAAGAUAUGGUGAAGGAAUACUUUGUCAAAGCCGUUGGACCUGUCAGAAGGGUGGAGUUAUCAUAUGGGCCUGGAGGCGUUAGUCGUGGGAUUGCCACCAUCUUCUUUAUUCGUCCCGACUCGGCCGUUAAAGCUGUUGAGUCUCAAAAUGGCGUCAUGGUCGACAACCGAAGCAUGAAGAUCGAUGUUAUUCUUGAUGCGCGGCGCGCUGCAGCUCUACCCCCGCCAAAGGGACUCAGCGAUCGUAUUACUGGACAACCCAAAGCACAGCCAAAAUCGGCUGCCAACUCGAAAGCUGCUCCAGCCAUUCGUGGAGGAAAGGCCGCGCGCGGCCGUGGGGGGAAAGCCAAGAAUGCUCGUCCUGCUAAGAAAACCGCCGAAGAGCUUGACUCCGAGAUGAUGGAUUACUUUGGAGCAACUGGAAACAAUGAAACCGAGACUGCCGGUGCAGGAACUGCUCAGCCUGCUGCCAAUGGUGAUGCAAACAUGGAUGAUGAUGUCUUGUCCUCGUUCCAGUUUUCUGCCCAAGCUGUAGAAUAUUUGACACCGAGUACCUUGUUCGCUACCUCGCACGGGCACGCCAUCCCAUCCACCUUGUCCAAUUUCUCUCAGUACAUCUUGAGAGGUCUCAAGGAUCUAUGCCCAAAGAAUCACCGACAAUACCCGCGAAGUUUGGGUGGCGGGAGAAUUGCCAACCAAGUUUCCGAGAACUGUUUCGCGCAAAUAGGCCCCAAGUUUGGUCGUGCUCUAGGGGCUGGCUUAUUUCCUGGCCACUGA